UCUGCAGAGUCCACAACAGCGUCCACACCUCGGGCAACGGAAGCUUCUGCAGAGUCUACAACAGCGUCCAUACCUCAGGUAACGGAAGCCUCUGCAGAGUCUACAACAGCGUCCACACCUCAGGUAACGGAAGCCUCUGCAGAGUCUACAACAGCGUCCACACCUCAGGUAACGGAAACUUCUGCAGAGUCCACAACAGCGUCCACACCUCGGACAACGGAAACUUCUGCAGAGUCUACAACAGCGUCCACACCUCAGGUAACGGAAGCCUCUGCUGAGUCUACAACAGCGUCCACACCUCAGGCAACGGAAGCUUCUGCAGAGUCUACAACAGCGUCCGCACCUCAGGCAACGGAAGAUUCUGCAGAGUCUACAACAGCGUCCGCACCUCAGGCAACGGAAGCUUCUACAGAGUCUACAACAGCGUCCACACCUCAGGCAACGGAAACUUCUGCUGAGUCUACAACAGUGUCCCCAACGCAGGCCACAGAAGCCUCUGCAGAGUCUACAACAACGUCCACACCUCAGGUAACGGAAGCCUCUGCAGAGUCUACAACAGCGUCCACACUUCAGGUAACGGAAGCCUCUGCAGAGUCUACAACAGCGCCCACACCUCAGGCAACGGAAACUUCUGCUGAGUCUACAACAGUGUCCCCAACGCAGGCCACAGAAGCCUCCGCAGGGUCUACAACAGUGUCCACACCUCAUGCAACGGAAGCCUCUGCAGAGUCCACAACAGCGUCCACACCUCAGGCAACGGAAGCCUCUGCAGAGUCUACAACAACGUUAACGUCCACACCUCAGGCAACGGAAGCCUCUGCAGAGUCUACAACAACGUCCACACCUCAGGCAACGGAAGCCUCUGCAGAGUCUACAACAGCGUCCACACUUCAGGUAACGGAAGCCUCUGCAGAGUCUACAACAGCGCCCACACCUCAGGCAACGGAAACUUCUGCUGAGUCUACAACAGUGUCCCCAACGCAGGCCACAGAAGCCUCCGCAGGGUCUACAACAGUGUCCACACCUCAUGCAACGGAAGCCUCUGCAGAGUCCACAACAGCGUCCACACCUCAGGCAACGGAAGCCUCUGCAGAGUCUACAACAACGUCCACACCUCAGGCAACGGAAGCCUCUGCAGAGUCUACAACAGCGUCCACACUUCAGGUAACGGAAGCCUCUGCAGAGUCUGCAACAGCGUCCACAUCCCAGGCAACGGAAGCGUCUGCAGAGUCCACAACAACGGCCACACCUCAGACCACCGAACCUGCAGCAGAACCUACUAAGAUCCCAGAGACCACCUCUUCCAAAGCAUUCAGCUGUACCGGGAAGGAGCCCGACCUGUACCCGGAUCCCGAGGACUGCACGAAGUAUUACGAGUGUGUUGUCGGGUUUGCCGAUCCCUUCCACCGCUCGUGUGCUCCGGGCGGACCCGUAUUCGACCCGGAGAAGAAGUACUGCGACUGGCCCGAAAAUGUCGCUCUGCCUUGCGGGGUCUUGGCAGAUGUUCCAACCCAUGCCGAGGAAGAUGCUGUAGCCACAUUCACGUGUGAAGGAAAAGCACCAGGCAUCCACCCCGACCCUGAGAACUGUGACAAGUUUUACCAGUGCGUACCCGGACAUCCCGGGCCUUACCAGCGAGACUGCCCGCCCGGGGGUCUGGUCUUCGACUUGGAGCUGCAGGUCUGCAAUUGGCCCUGGGCGGUGUCGGCGCCUUGUGGGACGUUGCCCACAGAAUUUCGAAACCGCCAGUGAUCAGUCACAGAGGGAAAAUUACAUCCAACUGGUUACUAUAGCAACGCCAACAUCACUACAAUAAUGAUUACAAUCAAAUUGAAUAGUAUUUGUAAAAUUCUUACUUUUGAUAAGUUGUGACGAAAAUGUUUCUGGUGCUUGUAAAGUACGAUAGUGUAAAUAAAUAAAGUAUUGCAUCAAAUGCAAUGUUAUUUAUGUACGUCGUUUUGAAGGAACAUUCAGUAAAGAAUUUUAAUGGAACGAAGCCAUGCUCGCUAACGUUAUUUGAGUUGGAAUUGUAAGCAAGCAACUUACAUAUUGAGGCAUUAAACCUUACUACUAUGUAA
This is a messenger RNA of Branchiostoma floridae (Florida lancelet), 2078 nucleotides long. Its product is annotated as mucin-21-like. The record is from RefSeq and is a predicted model, not a curated record. Lineage: Eukaryota; Metazoa; Chordata; Leptocardii; Amphioxiformes; Branchiostomatidae. Gene Ontology annotation, molecular function: chitin binding. Gene Ontology annotation, cellular component: extracellular region. The transcript is spliced from 4 exons. The annotation marks the transcript as partial.